AUGGGAAUCUCAACAAUUAUACCAAACUUUUUAUAUCUCGGAGCUGCAAGAGAUACAAAGAAUGUGAAUGAAAUGAAACAAUUUAAAAUUAGUCAUGUGAUUAGUUGUGCUGGUAAAUUACAUGGAGAAUCUGAUUACAAAGUGUUAAAGGGUCAUUUGGAGGAUGAGGAAGAUCAACCGAUUAUACCGUUCAUUGAAGAACAGGCAUACCAUUUCAUAGAGGAAGCUAGAUUGGAAAAGGGAAGAGUAUUUGUUCAUUGUUUGGCAGGUCGUAGUAGAUCGGCGUCUGUUAUACUUGGAUACUUGUUGAUGUCAAAGCGACUGCCACUCAGCCAACUCUAUUACACUGUGUUGGAUCGACGAUCAAUCAUCCUACCAAAUAAUGGGUUCAUGCAUCAAUUGAUGGACUUUGAAUUCAGAUUGUUGGCCAAUCGAUCGAUGAAGAGCGGUGAGUGGACCACUGCAAUGUUGAAUCGAGUGAAACCAGAUGCCAGGUCAAUGGGCCAGGCAAACAUACAACUUCAAACAUCUGAUACGUGUGGACACGUCUACCUCAGAAAAGAGUCUCAAGUGAGCGAACAAACCAAAGCAUAUAUUGACAAGAUUGUGACUGCCGAAGAGGUGGUCAAUUCAUUUGGCGGUGAUGAUGAUUACAUUCGAUUGCGUGCAUUGAUAGAAUCACGACGUGACUGUAGUCAAGCCAUCACCAAACUCAGAAAACGUCUAUGUAUAAGACUACAAGAAUCUACAGACAGUGGACUAGAACUCAGGCAACUCGAACCAUUGAUCACUUGGGAUGAUAUCAAAUCAUUAAUUUGUAUGAAAACAAUUCAAGUUUUAGAACAAGAUUUAUUUAAUAUGUCUAUACCAUAG
Cavenderia fasciculata is the source of this 873-nucleotide messenger RNA. RefSeq lists its product as uncharacterized. Gene Ontology annotation, molecular function: protein tyrosine/threonine phosphatase activity; MAP kinase tyrosine/serine/threonine phosphatase activity. The coding region runs from base 1 to 873 and encodes 290 amino acids. The transcript is spliced from 2 exons. Lineage: Eukaryota; Evosea; Eumycetozoa; Acytosteliales; Cavenderiaceae. Gene Ontology annotation, cellular component: cytoplasm. The record is from RefSeq and is a predicted model, not a curated record. Gene Ontology annotation, biological process: negative regulation of MAPK cascade; protein dephosphorylation.